UUGACCAUAUCAAGAAGGAAUUGCAUGAUGGACGAAUUGUUGAGAUGAAUAUGUCUAUUGUUGAGGAAUUGAAGUGUCGUCAUACAUGUGACAUGACGACAGUGAUGGAAGGGCAAUUUGGUUGCAUUUAUUUUUCACGUAGACAAGUUCCAGGGUUUAAUCUGAGAGUAGCAUUAAAAGAAAUAAAAUUGGGACAACGGUCAGAAGAAUUUGGAUCUAUUACAAAUGCAAAGAUAUCUUCCCGCUUGAUGCAUUUUGCCAUUGUGCCUCUUCUAGCAUAUUUUGAAGACAAAACGCAUAAGAAAUAUUACUUCUUGUCACCAUUCUUCGACAAUGGUGACUUGUUUAAGAUGAUACAAAAGGACACUCUAAAUGUUAAAAGCCACACACUGACUUUGAAAAAGAGAGUAAAGAUAAUGCACCAAAUAGCGUCUGGUAUACACUACAUGCACACUGGCAACCCAUUCAGAGGAACAAUUCUGCACAUGGACAUUACAACAAAGAAAAUUGUUUUGGACGGGAAGUACAAUGCGCGCUUGAUUGAUUUUGGACUUGCGCGAGAACUGAAAGAAGGCGAUGAAUCAAUGUAUACGGAUGGCCCAAUAGUUGGAACGAGAGGAUAUUUUCCAACUAUAAAACACAGUCAUUUGACAAAACAACAUGAUUAUCACAACUUCGGAGUUGUACUUGCUGAAUUGGUAACCGGGCUAGAGCCAAAUCCAAAAGGCAAUGAAGAAUUGAGAAAUUGGUCCGUUAAACAAAUAGACGACGCUAAGCAGGUAUGGGUAUGGACUGCCCAUGAAGUUGCUUUCGAUGUAGCACAAAUUGCCGUAGACUGCAUACAUAGUGUACAGUAUGACUGCAAAAAUCCGAUCACUUCAGACAACGUUUUAUCAAAGCUUAAGGACAUAGUCAGAUUGCACUCCGUACCGACAUGGGAUGCGCUAGACAAUGAUCGUUGUGACAUAUGUUUAGUGAAUACCCGGGUAAACGAUGUUCCUGAUGGACACGACCUUGAUGCACCAUCAAUAUGUUCCAAUAGAAUACGUACGUGUUGCUCAUGUCUGAGAAACACGUAUAUCAACCCGAUUCAGUGUCACACGUGCGGCCAUACUAUUAAGUCCUUUAUAAAUUCUCACUGUGGAGCAGUCUUAGUAGCAGGCUUUGAUAAUGACAGAGGCGCUUCAAAUGUGUUCAAGAGUGACAUUAGAAAAUUCAAAGUGGUUAUAACAUCAAAGAUUUUUCCAGCUAUGUGUUUGGAAGAUGAAAACGUGAUCGUCGUUCCGGAGGAAGCGAACAUGCACUCAAUGGUUAAAACAAUUUACUCAGCGAUUGAUCACAUGUCUGAAAAGGAUAUCAGAACAUUGUUAUUCGUUUACUCCGGUCACAACGGGAUAUAUGGUUUGCGAGUCGGCGAGCAAGAAUAUUUCACUAUGGAUAUGCUGAGCAAGAAACUAAACGCCUGGAAGAGGAAAACGUCGUCAUUUGAGAAAUUGAUUGCUAUUUUUGACUGUUGUGAGCCGGAAGCGUUAGAGCUCAAUAAAUCAUUGAAAGUAGUUCAGCUGAAUGCGACGGGACUAGGAGAUGAAGCAUAUGCAACAAGAAACCAUGGAAGUCACUUUUUGCAGUGUAUUAUUCAAGCCUUUACAGCCAACGCAACUGGAGGUCGCUGCCAGCACCAAAAUUGUCAGUGUAUAUCAAAUGUGUACGGAGAGUUCAUUACUUUGGACAAAUUGCUGAACUGUAUUGAUGAGCAUCGACGAAAUGGUCAUUUAGGAGGAAUUAUCCCAACAGAGAACGUCCAAAAUAUCAAUAUAAAAAAUGAAAUUUUAGCAUACAACUACAAUUUGGAAGUGGUUUUGCGAUUCACCCUCGAAUGGCCAAUUAUGUUUGAAACAAACAAGGCAUUUGUUUCACCAAGCAUGUUCGACAAGUUUGAUGAGCUGAAACGUCAAUUAACCGAGGAUGUUAUCAAAGGUGCAUUUGGCAAGAAUAAUAUUAGCUCCGAAAUAAGGUCUAUGUUUGGUAGUAUUAUGCGAAUUGAAAUUGAUACUGGACCUAAGAUUAAACACACCAAAGAGAUAGACACAGUGGAAAUGUUAUUAUUAGAGUGGAGUUCUAUGCGAAAUUUACGGUGUACGUUUCGUCGUCCUUCCGACAUAGAAAGAAUGAAACCCGCAGGGCAUUUUUUACAAGACGGACAAUGUGUUAAAGCUAUACAUCAGCAAUGCAAAAUAGAGAAACCGUUUAGUGAAAUUGAUCUCGGGGAGUAUAUUAAAUGGUUACAACUGUGCGAACGACGCGACAACAGCAAACUAUUAAACGAGUACAUACACAUCAUCAUGAUUCUGCAAAGAAAACGGCUGUUAAGAAACGAACGUUUGGGGAUAUCAUUCGUCGAUUUGCCGAAGGGGUUUACCUGUGCGUACAUGGAAAUAGUCCCAGAGUCGUCACACUCGUAAAUGGUAGUUUUUGGAUAAACCAAGAAUGUUUGUAGUUAUAACCUACACACUAUUCUAUUUACGUCUUUUAUUUAAAGACGUUUCAUUAGUCGUGAUUUACGUUCAAAUAUCUUGCUAGUAAAUGUCAUGCAUUGUGUAUAUUAUGUUUUAAUUAGAUUAUUAAAUGUUAUUCACAUUUAGUUCUCGGGUAUCAUGUGCAUUUGAAAACAUGUAAAUAGUUCAUUCAAUACUUGGAUGCAGCGGGUUUCAUUCAGUUAUCCGGCAUUUAAUUCUGAAAUAAGUUUAGAUACAUACGGAUGUGUAACAAUCUGAUGUUUUAUCAUCUACUUUAUAUGCAAUUGCAUGGAAGAAAAAAACUGCCAUGAGGUACUUUAUGUUUUAUAUGUGGUUACGGUAUUAAUAAAAUGAGAAGCAAGAGUACCUAAUCAAGCCGCAGUAUCAUGUAUGUUAUUUAACAGUGUUUUGACAGCCAGCGCUCACCCGGGCAUGCGGCUACUUACUUUACUGACUGAUUGUUGUAGAUGUUAUGUCACAUUGAAUGUGUUAUAUGUUUUAUGUACUUAAAGCGAUAGCACGUUUCUUUUGAAAUAUAAAUGUAAACCAACACAGUCAUUACGAUGAUAAUUUACACUUUUCUGGUAAAUUGUGCAUUUAUUUUAGGAUAUUAUUUUAUACAUGUACAUAUUAAUACUGUAUAUACAUAAGGGUUUUUCAUUCUUUUUUACUAAGUACAGUAUCACAAUGCUUCUCUUGGUCGUUGUCAGCGCAGUCUUAAUUUAUUAAUGAUUGUGUUUGAGAAUAUUUCUGCUUAAACUUCUAAUAGUUGCAUUGUUAAGCCAUUGAUUUAAUUUCAAUGUCGUUUUGUGCGUUCAAUGUUAUUUGCCAUAUGCAUUUAAGCAAAACAUUUAUAUAAAAUAAUAAAGACUUAUUAAAGGCAUUUAUUCAUACAUUUUUGCUAUAAUUGAAGAAAAAAAACAUUAAAUAAAUU
Messenger RNA from Dreissena polymorpha, 3450 nucleotides. RefSeq lists its product as uncharacterized. The record is from RefSeq and is a predicted model, not a curated record. Lineage: Eukaryota; Metazoa; Mollusca; Bivalvia; Myida; Dreissenidae. Gene Ontology annotation, molecular function: ATP binding; cysteine-type endopeptidase activity; protein kinase activity. Gene Ontology annotation, cellular component: plasma membrane. The transcript has 14 exons. The coding region runs from base 45 to 2462 and encodes 805 amino acids. Gene Ontology annotation, biological process: protein phosphorylation; proteolysis.